This is a messenger RNA of Pollicipes pollicipes, 2165 nucleotides long. RefSeq names its product C-Maf-inducing protein. The coding region runs from base 41 to 2137 and encodes 698 amino acids. Lineage: Eukaryota; Metazoa; Arthropoda; Thecostraca; Pollicipedomorpha; Pollicipedidae. The record is from RefSeq and is a predicted model, not a curated record. The transcript is spliced from 15 exons.
CGCGAGCAGUGGGUGGUGCGCGCGUGGACCAGUCGACGACAUGGCGGCGGCGUGUGCUCUGAAGCGUCGCCUCGACCAGAAGGACCACCACCGCUCGGUAGAGCUGAUCUCGGACAAGACAGCGGCGGCACUCGAAGUGCCGGUGCAGAAGCGCCAGACCUCGUUUGACUCCAACUACGCGGCGGCGAUCCGCGCGGACCCUGGCGGGCCCCACGCGUGCCGGGCCAAGGUGCGGCUGGUGCUGGACGGCUGCGUGCAGGUGUGCCGUGUGGUGCACGGUCGCACGCUCAUCAGCAAGCUCCUCAACACCAAAUACCUGUGCCGCUGGGAGUCGCACCACCUCUACGUCACCGAUGACGGCGUACAGUCGAGAACGCGUCAGGGGUUCAUGGACACGCCGGUGACGUACUCCGAGAUCCGCGAGGUGCGGCGCAUGGGACUCUGGGAGGCGGCGCACAAGUUCUGCCUCAGUCUGGUGCUGCCCACCGGCCUGCUGGUGCUGCAGAUGAGCAGCCCGGUGGCGCGAGACCAGUGGUAUCACUCGAUCUCCUGGAAGAAACGUAUGUUUCGGCACAAAACCAAGCUAAAUGAAUGCAGGAAGCCCGAAGCUCUCGUCAGAGAAAUUAAGGCCAUGAUCGAUGUCUGCAUGCAGGAGCCGCUGCUGGACGAUGCCAUCUACCAGACUCCCCUGGACGUGGUCUCGGGACUGCUGACCAAGCACCACCUGUGGACGGACCGGCUGCUGCGCGAGGAGCUGAUGCUGGCACUGACGCCGCUACUGGAGCGGCUGCAGCCUAGUCGCGAGGUGUGCGAGUUCUUCUCGCGCUUCUGCCGCGACUACCCGCGCUCCAUCCUCGUCCAGCUGCGCGUGGCGCCCGUCGUGGAGAAAAUACUCAAGCACAACGUGGACUUCAGCAAGUUCUUACACACGCGAAGGCUGGUGCAGGACCUUCUGCUGGCUCUGGGCAGCCAGGGCAGUGGCUACCAGGCCACCAAGGAUCUCAUUUGCAGGAUGCACGGCCCGGGCAGCACGUGCCCUCACCCCCGCGUGCUGCCCAACCUGGUGGCGGCCUGUCUGGGCGCCGUGUUCCUGCUGCAGGAGGCGUGGCGACGGCCGGCCGACGACCAGAACGCCCUCGGCCUGGCCACUGACCAGACGAAGGCGCACGAGCACCUCGACCUCUUCCUGAACGUUGUCGGAUUUGUGUCUGAAUGUGACGACUGGCGGCCGGGGCUGGCACUGCUGCUGCAGCCGAUCCCGUUCCCGGAGACGGCGGUCAGCCACCCGGCCUUCGUGAGGUCGCUGGCGCCUGUCCUGAAGCGGAUUGGCUCCGACCCGCGCUGCGAGGUGCACAAGAUGGUGCUGGCCACGCGCGAAGAGAAGGACGGCUGGCUGGACGUGGUGUGCCCAUCGUCUGCCUCCUGCCCGGACGACGGACAGCUGUGGGCCGGCAUGCUGAGCACGCUGCUGACCUGCUGUUGUCGGCGGAAGGCCUUCCUCAAGUCGCUGCUGAAGGUGCUGGGCGCCUGUCAGCUGAUGGCCCUGCGCGGAGACACCACGUGCCAGGAGAUCCUGUGUCAGAUGCUGGAGUGGGGUCUGAUCGCCGACUGCCAGGACCAGCGCGUGACGGUCAGCACGCUGGUCAGCACGGCCAGCGGCGAGGCGCGCUACCGGGCCCUCUGCGACCGCAUGAACCAGCUGCGCGAGCUGCAAUCGAAGGGCGGGCCGCGCGUGCUGAGCCUGCCGAGCCGCUCUACCGACCACGACCUGGCGCAGCUGCUCUCCACCGGCUGCUUCGGCAACCUGGAGGCGCUCAGUCUGGCCUUCACCUCCAUCACGUCACAGAGCGCCGAGCAGCUGAUCAAGCUGCCCAACCUGCGCUGCCUCAACCUCUGGUGCACGCAGUUUGGCGACGACGGCUUGCUGCUCAUCACGGAACACCUGCCUAAGCUGGAGGUGCUGAAUCUGUGCGAGACGUACGUCACCAACAAGUCGCUGCCGUCGCUAGCCGCACUGAAGGGACUCCACACGCUGAACCUCAACAGCACCAAGCUGUCGGCUGAGACGUGGACGGCCCUGCGCAUCCAGCUGCCUGAGCUCAGGGAGGUGGACGUUCGAUACACGGACGCCUGGUGACGCGGCACCAGCGGCACCAGCCGGGCGC